This is a messenger RNA of Microthlaspi erraticum, 2595 nucleotides long. NCBI's taxonomy places the organism in Eukaryota, Viridiplantae, Streptophyta, Magnoliopsida, Brassicales, Brassicaceae. The record is from the annotation of a GenBank genome assembly.
AUGGUAGAUGCGAUCACGGGGUUCGUUGUGGGAAAGAUGGGCAACUAUCUUAUAGAAGAAGCGUCCAGGUUGAUGGGAAUCAAAGACGAACUAGAAGAGCUGAAGACAGAGUUGAUGUGCAUCCAAGGUUAUCUCAAGGAUGUUGAAGCUCGAGAAAAAGAAGAUGAGGCCUCAAAAGUGUGGACAAAACUGGUAUUGGACAUAGCUUACGAUGUCGAAGAUGUUUUGGACAGGUAUAACAUGAAAGCGGAAGAAAGAUCACAGAGGAGAGGCAUGAGGAGAUUGACAAACAAAAUAGGCGAAACCAAAGAUGCGUACAAGAUUGUUGAUGAUAUCAAAACCCUCAAGAGUAGAAUCAUGGAUGUUACUCGCAAGCGGGAGACUUAUGGCAUAGGUAACAUCAGUGAACGUCGAGGAGGAGGAAAUACUUCAAGUUUUAGGGUGAGGGAGCUUCGCCGUGCUCGAUCUGUUGUUGAUCAAGAGCGUGUGGUUGGUUUGGAAGAUAAUGCUAAGGUUCUUUUGGAAAAGCUUCUUAAUGAUGAUGGGGAAGAAAAGAGAUAUAUGAUCUCCAUAUUCGGCAUGGGAGGUCUUGGAAAGACUGCUCUUGCUAGGAAGCUUUAUAACCUUGGCGAUGUGAAGGAAAGAUUCGAGUACCGAGCAUGGACUUAUGUUUCUCAAGAGUAUAAUAUUAAAGAUAUGCUUAUGAGAAUCAUUAGAUCUUUGGGAGUGGCUUCAGGAGAAGAAAUGGAAAAAAUUAGGAUGUUUGCGGAGGAGGAUUUAGAAGUUUACCUUUAUCGUCUUCUACAAGGGAAAAAGUAUUUGGUGGUGGUAGAUGAUAUAUGGAAGAAAGCAGCGUGGGAGAGCUUGAAGAGAGCUUUACCAAGGAAUCAUAAUGGAAGUAGAGUCAUCAUCACUACACGUAUCAAAGCCGUGGCUGAAGGUGUGGACGAGAGAGUAUACGCCCAUAAGUUAAGGAAAUUGACAUUUGAAGAAAGCUGGAACUUGUUUGAGCAGAAAGCGUUUAGGGGUAUAAAACCAGUUGAUAAAGACCUGGAGAGAAUCGGAAAAGAAAUGGUUACAAAGUGUGAUGGAUUACCUCUUGCUAUAGUCGUUCUAGGUGGGCUUAUGUCGAGGAAGAGGCCAAACGAGUGGAACGAUGUGUAUGCCACUUUAUGGCGACGCCUAAAGAAUGACUCCAUUCACUUCUCAACUGUGUUUGAUCUAAGUUUUAAGGAGCUGCAACACGAAAUGAAACUUUGCUUUCUUUACCUCAGCGUCUUCCCAGAAGACUACGAGAUCGAUGUAGAGCAGUUGAUAUGCUUACUUGUAGCAGAAGGAUUUAUACAAGAGGAUGAAGAGAUGAUGGAAGAUGUGGCUCGAUAUUACAUCGAAGAGCUCAUAGACAGAAGCUUACUAGAAACAGUGAGAUUAGAAAGAGGAAAAGCGAUGUCGUGUAAAAUCCAUGAUCUUUUGAGGGAUGUGGCUGUUGAGAAAGCAAAAGAGCUCAACUUUGUAAAUGUUUACAAGGAGCAGCAUUCAUCAUCUACUACUUGCAGAAGGGAAGUGGUUCACCAUCUUAAGAACACCAAUUACUUGGAGGACAGACGUGUGAUCAAACGAAUGCGAUCCUUGUUGUUCUUUGGGGAACGAAGCGAAAUGGGAGUGAGUUAUUAUAAAACCAUAGCCUUGAAAAUGAAGCUACUCCGAGUGCUUAAUAUGAGAGGGAUUCAGUUUGUUUGUGAAUCUCAAGACAGAUUACCAGAUGUGAUCGGAGGUUUAAUCCACCUGAGGUACCUUGGGAUCGCUGAUACUUCAAUCAAGGAUAUACCAGCUUUUAUCUCCAACUUACGGUUAACGUUUCUACAGACACUCGAUGCAUCGAGAAACUACAUAAAGGGUGGUAGGACCGAUCUACGUAACCUCACAUCACUAAGGCAUGUCAUGGGAAGAUUCGUUGGAGAAUUGCUAAUAGGCGACGCAGUGAACAUUCAGACCUUGAGAUCUAUCUCAUCCUACACCUGGAGCAAACUUACAAAACACGAGUUACUCCAAAAUCUUCGGGAUUUGGAGAUCGCUGACUACUCUGAUCUUGCAGACAAAACUACUGUGGACUUCGGUUCUUUUUCUAACCUGACAAAACUUCGCGUCCUCAAGCUGGAUGUGGAGAAUAUUACGUUAUUGUCGGAAUCAAAAGAAGCAGUUGGAUACAUGGAUGUCAUCCUUCCCAGUCUUGAGUCGCUAACAAUUGUCCGAGCAAAUCUCGAGGAAGACCUCAUGUCUGUUUUCCAAAAAUUUCCAAGACUGGAAGAUCUGGUCCUGGAAGAAUGUGAUUACCCAGGAAGAAAGAUGAGCAUCAGCGCACAAGGUUUUUGUCGGCUGAGGAAGCUUGAAUUGACGAGUUUAGUAGUGAAUGAGUUGCGGAUCGAAGAAGAGGCCAUGCCUAAUUUGAUGCAGCUGGAUGUAAGAAAAAGACAGCCAGGGAAGAUGAUGAUUCCGGAUCGAUUGCGAGCAUUACUUGGAGACGAUGAAUUUUGGUCAAUAUUGCCAGGAAUGGGUCUGGACUCAGAUCACGCGAGUAGAAACAAAGCUAAUUGA